This is a messenger RNA of Micromonas pusilla CCMP1545, 1071 nucleotides long. RefSeq lists its product as uncharacterized. Lineage: Eukaryota; Viridiplantae; Chlorophyta; Mamiellophyceae; Mamiellales; Mamiellaceae. Gene Ontology annotation, cellular component: chloroplast. The record is from RefSeq and is a predicted model, not a curated record. The transcript has a single exon. The coding region runs from base 1 to 1071 and encodes 356 amino acids.
AUGGCGUCCACGCUCGCGUUCCAUCCCGCGCUCGCCGCCGCGUCCGCGCCCCGCGCGCGGUCCCGCCGCGCCAGCGACCCGUCGCGCGCGACGCUUCGCUCGCGGGCGCCGCCGAAACGAACAACAAGAUCAUCCACCGUCGGCACGUCCGCUUCCUCCUCCUCCUCCUCCUCCUCCUCCGUCGCGGUCGCGGACGACGACACGGACGCGAUCGACGGCGUCGUCCCCGCGUUCGGCCCCGGGUCGCCGCCGUGGCCGGUCGUCCACGCGGAGCUCAAGGCUGCGACGAGAGGAACGGUGCGGACGAUAUCCCCGGAGGAGGCGAAGCGAAUGAUCGACGCCGGAGGCGCCGCGCUCGCGGACGUCCGACCCAGGAUCGAGCACGAGGAGUUCCGCCCCGGCGCCGCCGCGGACGACGACGCCGCCGCGACGUCGACGUCUUCUUCGUCGACGUCUUCUUCGUCGAGCGCGAAAUACGUCGUGAACGUGCCGUACAUGGUCCCGCAUCGGAGCGUCGCCAAGCGGUGGCAAGGGUACAUGCUCUGCACGAAGGACGGCUUGAAGGAGCGAGACCCGACGUUCACGCGUUCGUUCGCGGCGGCGUUCCCGGACAAGUCCGCGCCGAUCGUCGUCGCGUGCAAGUCCGGCGGGGACAUCUCGCAGGAGCCGAUCACGAUCGAUCCGACGACGAAGCGGCAGGUCAUCCCGAAGGGGAGCUCGCAGUACACGGACAAGAGCAAGUCGCUGUCGUUGUACGCGAUUUACGAGCUUCAACAAGCCGGGUACACGAACUUGUAUCACCUCGACGGCGGCGUCACGGAGUGGUGCGUGAGAGGGUGCGAACACGUGGGCGACCCGUUCAAGUUUUACUUUCACCCGACGAUCCUGCCCGGGAUCUUGUUUCAGCUGAUCGCCGUGGAGGGCAUCGUCGUGCGGUCGAACAUGGCCUACGUCAAGAAGUUCCACCCGGAGACGUUCGACAAGAUCAACGAAGGGAACGCGUUGUACGCGGCGGUGAACGACUUCAUGGCGAACUCGCCGAUCAACUGGAUGUUCGAUUAUUACAACUGA